Molecule: messenger RNA, 2587 nt
Organism: Schistocerca serialis cubense
Lineage: Eukaryota; Metazoa; Arthropoda; Insecta; Orthoptera; Acrididae
Product: F-box/LRR-repeat protein 14-like
Exons: 6
Coding region: 172-2277 (701 amino acids)
Biological process (GO): SCF-dependent proteasomal ubiquitin-dependent protein catabolic process
Cellular component (GO): SCF ubiquitin ligase complex
Molecular function (GO): protein binding
Source: RefSeq, a predicted model, not a curated record
ACAACGGAUCAACUAAUCCUGGAUGCGCUAAGACUUCCUCGUAAUUGUCAGUUAAGCGCUGAUAGUGUGGAGAGUAUUGUGUUAGGUAGAUAGUCAACAUAAAGUAAGAUUGCUGUUCAAGUCGGACAGCAUGGUAGCAGGCGAAAACGACAAGGACUCAGGCCAACAAUAAUGACGAAUGGUUUCCAAUCCGUCCAGUUUCAUCUUCCGAUAGAGAUCGUUAUUCAUAUCAUGAAGUACCUGCCACUUGCUGACAGAAUAUGUGCUAGUCAAGUGUGUCGUUUGUGGUAUGAAGCUGCACAAGAAUUCGGUCUUCACAAGAAUGAAGUUGUUGUCUUGCAUGGUGACUUAACUCGCCCACUGGAAGUUCUGGAAAGCAGCAGUGGAUCGUUCAUGCAUUUUGUUUUUAAAGAAGUUGAACUUGGAAAUAAGUUAAAGGGGUUUUGGGAUAAAUUUUGCCCACAAAUGAGAUCCCUAGCAUUGCAUAAUUGUGAUGUUUCUGAAAAAAUGUUUGUUGAUAUACUACUGAAAUGUGUUAAGCUCGAAAGCCUAAGCAUUAACGGUUGCAGAGAGCUGUUAAUGUCUGGGCGAGUGCUAGAAGUUGACACAGACAUAAGUAGGCUCAUUAAAACAUUAAAGAAGCUUCGCAGGCUAUGUCUUGCAUUUAACAGAUACUUGUCUGAUGCAUUGUUCAAUAGGUUUGUAGCUGUAGCUUCAAAUUUGGAAGAUUUGUCAUUGAAGGGUUGCUAUAUAUCUUUUAACAGGGGGCUGUAUAAGAAAUUUUAUCCUGAUUUUAUGAUGAAGUCUGGCAACUGUGUUGCAUCAGAGAGUGUCCUUACAUUUCAUAAUAUUCUGACUUAUGUCACAAAGCAAGCAAAAAUGUUACAGAAACUACGGUUUGGUUGUACACUAAUUGAUAAUGCAGCUCUGAUGCAAUUGGCAACUGUGCCUCAUCUUUCUUUGACUACUCUUCACUUACAGUCGUGUGAUCAGCUAACUGAUGCAGGUAUUGUAAGUCUCGCAGAACAUCAGAAUCAACUGUUAGAAUUAGAUCUGAGUGCUUGUUCGCGUGUUGGAGAUGUAGCAGUAAAUUCAAUCUCUGAUAAACUCGUUCAUUUAGAAAGCUUAAAUUUAAGAAACUGUAGAUCAUUGACUGACUCCGGUGUUAGUACUUUAAAUAAACUUAAGAAAUUAAGGAAUCUCAAUCUGUCACAUUGUGAGCAAGUUACUGGUAAAGGCAUUGAAACUGCACUCUGUUGUAGCAUAAAUCCACGAUUCCGAAGACUGUAUUUGACAGCACUUGCUGUUGAUGAACGUACUGUUUGUAAAUUAGCUGAACAUCUUCCAGGACUCACACAUCUUGACCUGGGGUGGUGUUUUAAUGGUGUUACUGACAAGUCAUUGCAGAUGAUUUGUAAAUAUCAGGUUCGCCUUCAGUUUUUGAAACUUGCUGCUUGCAAUAAGAUAACAGAUGCUGGACUUACUGGUAUGGGGCUUACAACUGAGCAAGAUGGCACAACUGUUAUGUCUGAUGACAAUUCUGAGGCAAUGCAGUAUCAAGAAAUAAUUGGAAGUGAACAAGUGAUUAAUGGUGAAAAUGGGCAUUAUGGUGAAAACGUUGAUCCAGGAUUUAAUAUAUCACUGAGAACUAAAGCCGAGCAAGAAAUCAUUAAUGACGCCAAGAGAAAAAAAAUUGUAUCACAGCUAUGUGAAGAAAAUCUUACUAGUACGGAUUCUAGUGGACAUUCCCUCAUCCAUUUAAAAGGGCUUCAAAGGCUUGAUCUAAGUGGUUGCAAUCGAAUCACAGAUGUCAGCCUGAAAUAUGCCUUUCGUUUCAAGGAGUUGAGGUAUUUGGAUCUCAGUCAGUGUCAGCAGAUAACGCAUGUUGGUUUGUCCUACUUAGCUGUCCAUAACCCCAGCAUUGAAACAUUGAUUCUCAGCCAUUGUUAUAAUAUUGCUGAUAGUGGUGUCCUCAGUUUUAUUAAAUGCCUAUGCAGGCUUAAGCAUCUGGAAUUAAAGGGCUGCACCCAACUAACAGACAUCACUCUAGAAGGCAUUGGGAAGCACUGUGACAUCCUGAAAUACCUAGAUGUCAGUCUUUGUAGUACUAUGACCACUGAAGCAGCAGAGGCUACAGAGCUGGCAUUACCAUCCUUGUACACUGUUCAUAAGUUGGGAUUAAUAUCAAAGAAUAAUUCACAGCCUAACACUGAGAAAUUUAGUUGCCCUUCACCGCCUCCACCCCCAAGAAGAUUUAAGUGUUCGUUAAUGUGCUGAAUAAUGGAUGGUACCUUCAUCAUGCAACGUAAUCUGAGAAGAGUUUUCAGUGGCAGUAGUGCAAAUUAAUUAAUAAUGUUCUUGUUACUGUUGAAGUUGAUUGUUAAUUUUUUUCUCUCGCCGUACCAAGAUGACACAUCAUAUUGUGUGUUUUAAAUGCUGUUAUAUUUUAAAAAUUGUUUGAGUGUAGUAGUCGUAAAUGUUACAGAGUUAAAUAAUAUUCAGUUUUCUUCACUCAGAUUCUUGUUCAUCUGUUGAUUAAAAUGCUGGGUAUUGUCUGAAUGCCAAUCAAUAAAAUCGUGCAGAACAA